Blastomyces dermatitidis ER-3 is the source of this 315-nucleotide messenger RNA. RefSeq lists its product as uncharacterized. The transcript has 2 exons. The record is from RefSeq and is a predicted model, not a curated record. Lineage: Eukaryota; Fungi; Ascomycota; Eurotiomycetes; Onygenales; Ajellomycetaceae. Bases 1 to 315 code for a protein of 104 amino acids.
AUGAAGGAAUCACAGGACCCUGCAGACUCAACCCAGCAGCAUCCUGAGCAGGGCUCAGGGUCAUAUGCCACUGUAUUGACUGAGGGGGGGGGCAGUGUCGCAACAGCGGUGAGAGGGGCAAGGGAUGAACCAGACACAGACACAUCAGCCAGCAGAAGGGAUGACAUCUCACUGCAGGGCACAGCAACUUCCACUGCAGCUGCAAGAGAAGCAGGAGAAGAUGUGGUGAUGAAAGCAGUGCUCCCACAGCUCAUUGACAUCACCACCUUCAACCUGGCUUUCUUGGCGGCCAUGGAGGCCGCCGCUGCACCAUGA